CUCUCCAGUGCGGUCUGUGAUUUGCCUUCUUGACACGCCUUUUUGUUGCCCACAGUGGCUAGUCAGCUAUAGCUAGCAUCACCGCUGUAAAAUAAAGCGGCGGCAGACACAACAGCCUGUAAUAAGGUGGGUUUUAUCUACAUUUUAUUUGCUGUAAACUCAGAAGUUGAUAUUUCGACGAAGGACCGUAAAAUGUGUAUUAUUAGCAUCUCGGUCAUUAGCUGCCAGCUAACAAGCUAACGUCAGAUAAACAGUAAACUAAUGCGAUGUGCGCUGUGAUCUAGAGUGAAAGUAGCCUAAAUCCGUAUCAUACCAUCUGCUCCUGUCUGCUGUCAGUCCUUCACGUCCUUUUAAAUGCACRUUUUGUUUAUUAAACCCAGCAGUAGUGCGUUUUUCUUGUCCUGCAGCUUAGUUGUGUUUGUGCACAGCGCUGGUGUCUCCUGCAGGAGGAGGAUGAGCGGGGAUGAUCUGAACCCAGCUGCAGUGGCUCAGCCUGUGGAGGAUGUACACGGAGAUGGACGGUGGCUGGCACAGCACACGAGAUUUGUCCAGGAGUGCAAAGACGGGGAACCAGAAGUUCUUUUUGUCGGGGAUUCUAUGGUCCAACUAAUGCAGCAGUAUGAGGUCUGGAGGGAGUGUUUCUCUCCUCUUCAUGCUCUCAACUUUGGUAUCGGUGGAGACAACACCUGCAAUGUGCUGUGGAGGCUGCAAAAUGGAGAGCUGGAAAACAUCCGGCCUAAGGUUGUGGUGUUAUGGGUAGGAACCAACAACUAUGAGCACACAGCAGAGCAAGUUGCUGGAGGAAUUCUUGCCAUCGCACAGCUGCUCACCUCUCACCUCCCCAAGGCAAAAAUAGUUGUGCUGGGUUUGUUGCCUCGAGGCGAGCGGCCCAACCCGCUGAGGGAGAAGAACGCCGCCGUGAACAAGCUCCUGCGCUCCUGGCUGCCGCGGCUGGGCCCGGCUCAGCUCCUGGACGCGAGCGAGGCGUUCGUCCACUCGGACGGAACCAUCAGCUCACAAGACAUGUUCGACUACCUCCACCUGACGGCGACGGGCUACCGCGCCGUCGCCAAGCCCCUCAGCGACCUGCUGCUUCAGAUCUUGGAGGAAACGCCGGAGGAGAGGAGGGCGUCGCUGGUUUGAGGCUUUAUUUCCUCCUCGGGGCUCCUCGAUCUCGGCACCAGGAGGAGGAGAAUGACAUGGUUUUAGUGGGGACGUGAGUGGAACGAUGUGGGGAAAUGUUAACACUGUGACUGCAGCAGUGAGACCUAUUGCAACAAAACCAUUCUCUAACGUCAGACUACUACAGUGUACUGCAGUACACAUACAUCCAUGAAUAUUUUACACACAUUAACAAAACGAUUCAGUCUUUUUAGUAACCACAUAAAGAGAGUCACAGAUUUGAUCAAACAUAUGUGAUUGACAAAACUUCAAAAACUGUGGCGCCUAAAUUCAGAUUUCACAUCUCAAAACGAUCAUUUACGAAGAACAUAAUUUUACAGACUUAACAUUUAGAUUUUUUUUUUCCUGUAACAAGAAGCUUAAAUAAUCCAUUAUGAAACCACUUUAAUAGUUGGAAUCUAAUGAUGCUGAGAGAUUCUGUUGCUUUGCCCUGAACAGAAUCUGAAAACAUAAAAUGAUUGAGCUUAAACCUCAGUUCACCAAACAUUAUUCUUCGUUAAUCUGUGAACUAGCUUGUUGCAUCCUGUCACGACUCACAACUGUAGUCAGGCUUAACUUAACUGCCUCGAUAUUAAUCAGACGCGCUGAGCCCAGAAAUGAUGUCUUUCGUUCAUAUUUCAUACAGUUGAUAAUCUAUUCGUCUUCCAAACACCUUCAAUAAGCAGAAAGCUUUGAUUUCAUCCAGAAAGUGUAAAUAAAUUGUAAUAAAUUGUAUUCUAAGAAUUAAAAGUUGGGUGAUUUUUCUGUAAAUGCCUAAAAAGAAAAUGUUUUAAAGUGUAUAAAUGAAGCGAGUCCUGCUUGUUGCCUCGGUGGAUUCAGAGCUUGUGAGUUUAGUUUGGGUGUCUGACAUGCUGUAUAUGUUUCGGAUUCCUGCGUAGAUCUAUGUGAACGUUCUCAGUCAGGCUCAAACUAAUGUGUUAAAAGCAGAUUUUUUUUUUUGUUUUUAUUUGCUUCGUGUAAUUUAUCCACUUGCCAUCCUGCAAUCCUCACUGCUCCACAUGCUGUAAUUCAAUAUUUUUAGGUGAGAAAAAGCCGAUCCACGUGAAGAAGUUGUACCUAACAAUGUGUGAACUGCUAUAAAACAGCUGCAGGUGUUUAAUAAAAAAUAGUCCAGUCUGUGAGCUUCGGCUGCAGCUGUUAGCUCACGGUUCAGUUUCUGAGCAUCUCCUGUCCUACGCAGUGCGUUAAAUGUAAAUAUUGUGUCUGUGUGCCUUACGUGUUCACCAGGAUGGUUGUGUACAAUGUGUGUGUUGCUGGAUUGUGUGAGUUAGACGAGUGAGCGUGAACGAUCCGGGGUUUUAAAUCAGGACUUGAGAGGUUUUGAAAGGUCAGACUCUGAGUGUUUGAUGUGAUAAAACAUUUGCACUGUUUUGGCUUGUUGUCAUGUUGCUGAGAUGAAACAUUCCAAUAAAAAAUAAACUGGUU
Austrofundulus limnaeus is the source of this 2607-nucleotide messenger RNA. It is a transcript of the gene pafah1b2, whose product is annotated as platelet-activating factor acetylhydrolase 1b, catalytic subunit 2. Gene Ontology annotation, molecular function: platelet-activating factor acetyltransferase activity. The record is from RefSeq and is a predicted model, not a curated record. Bases 355 to 1143 code for a protein of 262 amino acids. Gene Ontology annotation, cellular component: cytoplasm. Lineage: Eukaryota; Metazoa; Chordata; Actinopteri; Cyprinodontiformes; Rivulidae. The transcript has 5 exons.